Messenger RNA from Prunus dulcis (almond), 731 nucleotides. RefSeq names its product auxin-induced protein 15A-like. The record is from RefSeq and is a predicted model, not a curated record. Gene Ontology annotation, biological process: response to auxin. The transcript has a single exon. The coding region runs from base 80 to 355 and encodes 91 amino acids. Lineage: Eukaryota; Viridiplantae; Streptophyta; Magnoliopsida; Rosales; Rosaceae.
CUAAGAAUAUCUUAUCAGAGCUUUCUCACUUCAUUUGAAAUCUUCCUUUUUGGUCUUGUUAUUUAGAAAUUUCAAAACGAUGGGCUUCCGGUUGCCUGGCAUUUUUGUACAUGCUAAGAAAAACAAAGUACCUUCAAAGUCCUUGGAUGUUCCUAAAGGCUACUUUGCAGUCUAUGUUGGGGAGGGUGAAAAGAAGCGGUUUGUGAUUCCAGUAUCAUACUUGAACCAACCGUCAUUUCAAGAUUUGUUAACUCAAGCUGAAGAUGAAUUUGGAUAUGAUCAUCCAAUGGGUGCUAUCACAAUCCCCUGCAGUGAAAACACUUUCCUUGAUCUCACCUCUAGCUUUGGUGUAUGAGCUCAGGCUCAAAUUCUCCAUAGACACAAUGCUGACUCCUUUGGCUGCAGCUGUACGAGGGCCAAUUAAUUCUCUCACAGAUAAAUUUUGGGUCGAAAUUCGCUGCCAACACAUCCUUCAGGAGACGCUAAAACUGGCUGAAUUCAAGGAAGGUCUUGGAUUGAGAAUCAACUGAAUGAUAUGAUGAUAUCCUUCAGUAAUUCACGAGUUAGAACUUCAAACUGCUUGUGAGCUGAGGAAAAAAAAAAAGCCAGCCAGCAGCACUGACUUUCAAGAUUCUUUAAUGUCAACCCCAUGUAUCUAAUUGUCCUGCAAGGAAAAUUGAGAUCAAAAUACUUGACACAUUAAUAUGAAGUGCUUACAGUUCUUUCUUUCA